Messenger RNA from Alosa alosa (allis shad), 3372 nucleotides. It is a transcript of the gene cfap58, whose product is annotated as cilia and flagella associated protein 58. Gene Ontology annotation, cellular component: cytoskeleton. The record is from RefSeq and is a predicted model, not a curated record. The coding region runs from base 153 to 2768 and encodes 871 amino acids. The transcript is spliced from 18 exons. NCBI's taxonomy places the organism in Eukaryota, Metazoa, Chordata, Actinopteri, Clupeiformes, Clupeidae.
GUAAACCAACAGUAACUUCUGCAGGAAAUGAGCGAGUUCGUUCCAGUGUUUUAAGCGUUUUAGGAACAGGGGAAAUGUGUGGUGAUGGCAGUAUACGUUGUUAAUACUUUUAUCUUACUUGGAUUUAACAACCACUGAGAUCAACGGACACGAUGGAGAAGGCCGAGAUGGAGGAGAACUCCUUCGAGUCACUGGAGAAGGAGUUCCAGGAGGUGCUCAGUGAGCUGCUGGGUGACAAGAGCCUGGAGAAGUUCCGCGUGGAGUACGAGAAGCUGACCAACGCCCUGAAGAAGUCGCAUGAGAGCGAGAAGCGGCUGAUGACCAAAUGCCGGGAGCUCAAUGGCGAGAUCGUGUCCAACGCUGCCAAGGUGGCCACGGCACUGAAACUCUCUCAGGAGGACCAGACGACCAUCACUUCCCUCAAGAAGGAGAUCGAGAAGGCCUGGAGGAUGGUGGACACGGCCCACGACAAAGAGCAGCGUGCGGACGAGACCAUCCAGGCGCUGAAGCAGGAGAUCGUCAACCUCACCAAGCUGCUGGAGCAGGGCGCUGGGCUGUCUGUGGGACAGGAACAAACCGUGGGCGAUCUGUUGAAAGUUAGAGACGAGCUGAGCAAGGAGAGAGAUAACCUACUGAAGGAAGUGGUGACCUUACGUCAGAACCUCACCCAGGCCAUAUCCAACCAGCAGGACGUCGAGUCGCAGAAAGAAAGCGCCAUGGAGACCAUAACCAAGAUGCAGCAGGACAUCCAGGUGCGUCAGAAUGAGUGCUCGCGGGAGCUGCGUCGGCGUGAGAAGCUGGAGAAGGAGCUGCGUCAGCUCCACGCCGACCUGGACGCCAAGGUGGCCGACAUCAAGGCCCUGACCCAGCAGAUGCAGCGCAGCAAGGACGAACAGCAGCGCCAGGAGCAGCAGCUCAGGGAACAGAGGAUCCUGAACGAGAGGGCGACCAAAGAGCUGGAGCAGCUGCAGGUGCGCAACACCAAGCUGCAGCAGGAGAACGAGCAGCACAGCACGGGCCUGGAGCAGCUCAUCCUGGACAACCAGCAGCGCUCCUCCGACCUCAAGAUGAAAGACGAAGAGGUGGCUCAGAUGCGUCAGGAGAUCUCCAAGCUGACCAAAGUGCGCGAGGCCACCCAGCGCAGGCUGCGUCUGACCGAGGACCAGAAGCUGGAGGUGGAGCAGCAGAGGGACAUGCUGAAGAACCAGAUCACUGGCCUGGAGAAAGAGAUGGAGCUUUCCAAAAAGCAGAUGGAGGUAGACAAGAAAGCCAUCGAUGAGCUUGUGCGAGAGAGAGAUAUCUUGAACAAGAACAUGAUCAAGGCGGCCAACGCCACAGAGAAGCAGAUGAACAUGGUGAAGCUGCACGAGCAGUCCAAGAAGAACCUGGAGCAGGAGAUCAUGAACUACCGCGACGAGGCGCAGAAGCAGCGCAAGAUCAUCUACCAGCUGGAGAAGGAGCGUGACCGCUACAUCAACGAGGCUAGCGACCUCACGCAGAAGGUGUUGCAGCACAUGGAGGACAUCAAGGUGCGCGAGAUGCAGAUCUUCGAGUACAAGAAGAAGAUAGCUGAAGCGGAGACCAAACUCAAGCAGCAGCAGAACCUCUAUGAGGCCGUCCGGUCAGACCGGAACCUCUACAGCAAGAACCUGAUCGAGGCCCAGGAUGAGAUCACAGAGAUGAAGCGGAAGCUGAAGAUCAUGAACCACCAGAUCGACCAGCUGAAGGAGGAGAUCAACGGCAAGGAGGCGGCGCUGGUCAAGGAGCAUCUGGAGUUCCAGCGCGUGGAGAAGGAGAAGGAGGUUCUCAAGGCAGAGCUGCAGAAGCUGAAGCAGCAGGCCCUGGAGACGAAGCAGUUCAUCGACAACCAGGAGGCCGAGGAGCGCAAGCUGCUCAAGAUCAUAGCUGACGCUGACGCUGAGAGGCUCCGACAGAAAAAAGAAUUAGACCAGGUGAUCAGCGAGCGUGACAUCCUGGGCACGCAGCUGGUGCGGCGCAAUGACGAGCUGGCGCUGCUCUAUGAGAAGAUCAAGAUCCAGCAGUCCAUCCUGAGCAAGGGCGAGCUGCAGUACAGCCAGCGCGUGGAGGACCUGCGCCUGCUCAAGAUGGAGAUCAAGAGGCUGCGCCGCGAGAAGGGCAUCCUCAACAAGACCGUCGCCAACGUCGACGACCUCAGGCGUGAGGUGUACCACAUGCAGCGGGAGCUGCUGAAGGAGCGGACCAGAUGCAGGGCCCUGGAGGAGGAGCUGGAGAACCCCAUGAAUGUGCACCGCUGGAGGAGGCUGGAGGCCAGUGACCCCGGCACAUUUGAGCUGAUUCAGAAGAUCCACACACUGCAGCGCCGGCUCAUCUCCAAGACCGAGGAGGUGGUGGAGAAGGAGCUCUUGCUGCAGGAGAAGGAGAAGCUGUACGUGGAGCUGAAGCACAUCUUGGCCAGGCAGCCAGGGCCGGAGGCGGCCGAACAGCUGAUGAUCUACCAGCACACACUCCGCGAGAAGACCAAACAGCUCAAGGCGCUGACGUCGGAGCUGAACAUGUACGAGUCGCACGCGCAGGAGUACAAGUACGAGAUGGAGCGGCUGGCUGAGGAGCUGCAGAGCGUCAAGAACAAGUACCUGAGCCAGAAACGCAAGGAGCAGCAGGCCAAGCAGAAGGAGCGGGCACUGGUCCCGGUGGGGCCCCCCGACAUCCAGCCGCAGCGGGUGGACGGACCGCGCUUCGCCGGGGGCGGCUUCAACCUCAAGCAGACCAACAGAGUCACCGCCUAGCACCGGACCGGACCGUACAGCACACACACACACACACACACACACACACACAACAAACAAACUCUCUUUUUCUCUCUUGCUAUCUCUUUUGUCCUCCUACCAUCCUUCCUUUCUUUUCUCUUUCUUUCUUUGUCACCCCCUCUCUCUCUCAUUCCUUCCAUCCCAUGCUAUCUUCUCUCUCUCUCCAUGUCUCUCUCCCUCUCUUUCUGUGUCUCCCCCUCUCUGUCUCAUUUUUCUCUGUAUCCCUCCAUCCCUCCCUCUAUCCUCUGUCUUGUACUCCCUCUCUUGUGGGCUCCAUUGUCCCUCCUCUUACCCCUUUCUCUGUUUCUCACUCCUGCUCUCUCCAUUUCCCAAACAUCUCCCUCUCUCUGUCAGCCCCCCACCCCCACCACCUCCACCACCACACACACCCCCAGACUUGGUCAUCUUGUCCCCACCUCCCUCCUCUUCUCCUCAGAGUGCCCACUCCUACCCCUCUUCAUGCUGCCUUCCCAGCAUGGCUAACAAAGACAGAACUCUAUCACACACACACACACGCACACGCACACACGCAGUAAGUUUAUAAAUAAAUAAAAGAAGCUAAUUGAUUGAUUCCUAAACCAGG